Pseudozyma flocculosa PF-1 is the source of this 876-nucleotide messenger RNA. RefSeq lists its product as uncharacterized. The coding region runs from base 1 to 876 and encodes 291 amino acids. The record is from RefSeq and is a predicted model, not a curated record. Lineage: Eukaryota; Fungi; Basidiomycota; Ustilaginomycetes; Ustilaginales; Ustilaginaceae. The transcript is spliced from 2 exons.
AUGUCGUUCAGAUCGGCGAUGCUCGCCCUCGCCCUGCUGCUAAGCUGGCAGCAGCUCCUCUCGUCGUCCCCGUCCGCCUUCGCCUUUACCUUCCCCACCGAGGGCCAGGCGACGCUGACGCACUACACGCUGCCGAGCGACUACGUGGCAUCGUGCGGUUGCGUCGGUCGAUCGACCCACUACCCGACGGCAGCGCUCAACCGCCUCGCCUACGGAUCCAACACGUCGUUCGCGCCGUCGUGCGGACUGUGCUUCGAGCUGCGCCUCGUUUCGACGCCCCUCGCGAACCCACCCCCUCCCCCCGACGAUCCGGAUGCGCCGUGGGGAGAUGGCAUCUUCUACCCCGACUCGGCCGUCGCAUCGGGACAGACGCCCAGCGUCGUCGUCAAAAUCACCGACCUCUGCCCCGGCGCCGGUGGUCCGUGGUGCAACGCCACCAUGAACCCGGACGGCACCCUCGCCGGCAACCAGCUCGGAUCCCUCGUCCACUUCGACCUCGCCUGGCCUUCCGUAGCCAUACCCAACUCCUUCUUCCCCGGCGACCACGACUACGGCGUCUGGAACGUCAGCUACGCCGCCGUCAGCUGCGAUCGAUGGAAGGGCAAUGCCGACCAGGGCGCCGUCGGCUCCGACUGGGACCAGCAGGACGCCGCGUGCUGCCCGCGCGACCCCGCCCCGUCUGGCACCGAUGUCGUCUGCCCCGCCUACUACGACACCGUCGGCGAUGGCACCGCACUAGUCCCAAACACCAGCAACAUCCUCUCCAAGGGCAAGUCGAGCGCAUCGUCCGCUUCACUCGCCACCCACCCGCUGUUCGGGCCGUCCUCCACGACGACAACGACGAUGAUGCUCGCCUGCGGCUGCCUCUUCCUGUAG